This is a messenger RNA of Halichondria panicea, 988 nucleotides long. RefSeq names its product metallophosphoesterase MPPED2-like. NCBI's taxonomy places the organism in Eukaryota, Metazoa, Porifera, Demospongiae, Suberitida, Halichondriidae. The record is from RefSeq and is a predicted model, not a curated record. The transcript is spliced from 5 exons. Bases 13 to 882 code for a protein of 289 amino acids. Gene Ontology annotation, molecular function: hydrolase activity.
CCUCCCACUUGCAUGCUCAUAGCUAGCCGGCCAGCCCCAAACAAAAUAAUGGCAACUGUUGCUGCUGUAAAGAUUAGUGUCCCUAGUGACUCUGUGGACCCAACUAAUGCAUGGGACCGCCGCAAAGUGAAGCAGAAAGUAACGAAAGUGACACCAAAAUCUCACAAAGAAAAGAAAAAAGAAGGCCACACAAGAUUUGUGUGUAUUUCAGAUACACACUCCAAAACUAGACAUCUUAAAGCAUUACCAGAAGGGGACGUUUUGAUGCAUGCUGGCGACUUCUCAAAUGUGGGAUUGCCACUAGAUAUUGAGAGGUUUUGUGAAUUUCUGAAAGCACAACCACAUCCGAAUAAGGUUGUGAUAGCAGGCAACCAUGAUUUGACCUUCGACACUGCCCACUAUGACCAGCUAUACCGACGAUUUGGUCACCCUGAGAUGUACAACUCUGAAGAGAUAAAAGCCUCUCUGGCCAACAUACCCUCUGUCACAUACCUCGAGGAUGCUGGUACCACCAUUAACGGAAUAUCCAUCUGGGGAUCCCCAUGGCAACCCGAGUUCUGUGACUGGGCAUUCAACCUGCCGAGAGGACAGCCUUGUCUGGACAAGUGGGACCUAAUACCUGCCGGAGUUGACGUCUUGAUGACCCACGGCCCUCCACUGGGACACGGGGACCUCUGUCAGAGUGGCUUGAGGGCAGGAUGUCUACAGCUAUUAGACACGAUACAACAGAGGGUGAAGCCACUGUACCAUAUCUUUGGGCAUAUCCAUGAAGGCUAUGGCGUAACUACUGAUGGACACACUACCUAUGUCAAUGCUAGUACAUGCAACUACAGCUACCGGCCAAUCAACGAACCAAUCGUUUUUGAUCUCCCCAACAAGUGAACUAUAGUUUACUUCAGCGAACAAAUUUUUAUUCUCAGUAGAAUAAUUAUACAUGUGAUAUGUGUGUUGAUGAGAGCUUGACAAAUUGAGUGUUUAAAAACUUGAA